Molecule: messenger RNA, 1692 nt
Organism: Phaeoacremonium minimum UCRPA7
Lineage: Eukaryota; Fungi; Ascomycota; Sordariomycetes; Togniniales; Togniniaceae
Product: putative mfs monosaccharide protein
Exons: 3
Coding region: 1-1692 (563 amino acids)
Biological process (GO): transmembrane transport; carbohydrate transport
Cellular component (GO): membrane
Molecular function (GO): carbohydrate:proton symporter activity
Source: RefSeq, a predicted model, not a curated record
AUGGGCGAACUACAGAGGCUCAAGGGCUUCAAUGUCGCCAAUCAUUUUGAGAAGCGACAGCUUCUCAUUGCUAUAAAUUGUGUUGCCGCUCUGUCAAUUUUUUUCUUCGGUUAUGACCAAGGUAUGAUGGGAGGCGUGAACAAUGCUAAGGAUUACGUGGACUUGAUGAAAUUUGGCUAUGUGAACGACGAUGGAGACGUAGUAGUCACCGACAGCCUGCUUCAAGGCGGUAUUGUCAGCGUUUAUUACCUGGGCACGUUAUUCGGAUGUUUGCUUGGUGGCUGGGUUGGCGACAAGGUUGGCCGUAUCAAGACGAUUGCCUUGGGUGCUGUCUGGGCCAUCAUCGGAGCAAGUCUUCAGUGCUCAGCUCAAAACCAUAAUUGGAUGAUUUGCGCUCGUGCUGUUAACGGCAUCGGAACCGGUAUCCUGAACGCCAUCGUCCCAGUCUGGGCAACCGAGACUGCAGAACACACUUCUCGUGGCCAAUUUAUCGCUAUCGAAUUCACUCUCAACAUUUUCGGUGUCGUGGUGGCUUAUUGGCUGGAGUUUGGGCUGUCGUUCAUCGACGGCGGCGCCUCUGCGAUCCGAUGGCGGUUUCCCAUCGCUUUCCAGAUCAUCCCACUCCUGGUACUCCUGGGGAUUGUCUGGUUCUUUCCUGAGUCACCCCGUUGGCUUGUUAAGGUGGGCCGUGAUGAGGAAGCGCGCUAUAUCCUUCACAGACUUCGCGGAUCGACUGGUGAGGAUGCCGUACAGGCAGACGCCGAAUACCAUGAUAUUCGCAACAUUGUCGCAUUAGAAGCCAAGGAGUCUCAAAAGAACUCUUAUCUCCACAUGCUGUUCGGUAUUGGAUCUGGAGAGCUCCACACCGGUCGUCGUGUACAAUUGGUGAUCUGGCUGCAGAUUGUCCAGGAGUGGGUUGGCAUCGCUGGCGUGACAGUCUAUGCACCCACAAUUUUCAGAAUCGCGGGAUUCAGCAGUGAGAAGAGCCAAUGGAUCAGCGGGCUCAAUAAUAUCUUCUAUAUGUUCGCUACUUUGAUCUGUGUGUUCACACUGGAUAGAAUUGGCCGCCGGUGGACUCUUUAUUGGGGUGCUGUGGGCCAAGGCAUCGCCAUGUUCCUGGCUGGCGCCUUUUCGCGCCUUGGCCAAGACGCUUCCGCCGCUGGAAACGACUCAAAGGCCAGCGCAUAUGGCGCAGCCGCCGCUUCCUUUGUUUUCAUCUUCACGUCUGUCUUCGGUGCCACCUGGUUGACGGUCCCUUGGCUAUAUCCGGCCGAGAUUUUCCCGCUUCAAGUCAGAGCCAAGGGCAAUGCUUGGGGUGUAUUCGGAUGGUCCAUCGGGAAUGGAUGGCUGACACUUUUAUGCCCUGUUAUGUUCUCUGCCAUUUCUGAAAAGACGUUAUACAUUUUUGGGGCCUGCAACGUUCUGGCUGUCCCUAUGGUGUGGGCAUUAUACCCCGAGACAGCCAAUAGAACUCUCGAAGAAUUGGACCUUCUUUUCGCCGCGAAGACGCCAUGGGUAUGGGAUGCUGAGCGGGAAUUUGCUCGGCUGAAAGAAGAACAGCCUGAUCUUAUUGAGGCAGCGCAUCAUCAUCAGCGAGUUGUGGAUGCUGAGACGGGGGUUGUUCAACCCUCGACCAACGGGAAGACGGAGGCAGAGGAGGGCGAAGUUGGUACCUCCGAGCAAAGAAACUAG